Messenger RNA from Puntigrus tetrazona (Sumatra barb), 2011 nucleotides. It is a transcript of the gene srm, whose product is annotated as spermidine synthase. Gene Ontology annotation, molecular function: spermidine synthase activity. Gene Ontology annotation, biological process: spermidine biosynthetic process. Gene Ontology annotation, cellular component: cytosol. NCBI's taxonomy places the organism in Eukaryota, Metazoa, Chordata, Actinopteri, Cypriniformes, Cyprinidae. Bases 13 to 882 code for a protein of 289 amino acids. The transcript is spliced from 8 exons. The record is from RefSeq and is a predicted model, not a curated record.
AAAUCCCCGGCAAUGGACAACAUUAAAGACGGGUGGUUCACCGAAACGUGCACAUUAUGGCCCGGCCAAGCGAUGAGUCUUCAAGUAGAGGAGGUGUUGUAUCAUAAAAAAUCGAAGUUCCAGGAUGUGAUGGUUUUUAAAAGUAAAACUUACGGAAAUGUGCUGGUUUUGGAUGGAGUCAUCCAAUGCACAGAGCGAGAUGAAUUUUCUUAUCAAGAAAUGAUUGCCAACCUACCUCUCUGCUGCCACCCUUGCCCAAAGAAGGUUCUCAUCAUUGGUGGAGGAGAUGGAGGGGUCCUGAGGGAGGUGGUCAAACAUCCACUGGUUGAGUCUGUCGUUCAGUGUGAAAUUGAUGAGGAUGUAAUAAAUGUCUCCAAGAAGUACCUCCCUGGAAUGGCAAAAGGCUUCUUCAGCCCCAAACUCACUCUGCAUGUAGGUGAUGGCUUUGAAUUUAUGAAAAAGAACCAGGAUGCCUUUGAUGUCAUCAUCACAGACUCCUCAGACCCUGUCGGUCCGGCUGAAAGCCUGUUCAAAGAGUCUUACUAUCAGCUCAUGAAAACGGCACUUUGUGAUGGAGGAAUUCUCUGUUGUCAAGGAGAGUGUCAGUGGUUGCAUUUAGAGCUAAUCAAAGAAAUGCAGACUUUUUGUAAGACCCUCUUUCCUGUAGUAGACUAUGCAUACUGCACCAUUCCAACAUAUCCAAGUGGACAAAUCGGCUUCAUGCUUUGCAGUAAAAAUACGAAAACUAAUUUCCGUGAGCCACUACGAGAACUACCCAGAGAUGAGAUUGAGAGCAUGAAACUCAAAUACUACAAUCCUGAAAUCCACCGUGCGGCAUUCAUCCUCCCAGAAUUUGCCAGAAAGGUACUAAGCGAAGCGUAAGCGGCUUCAUGGCUGCCAUCUUGUCAACACGCUGCCUUCUGUGAAAGCAGAACAAACCCUCAGCUGCAGAAGCUCCUACACUGCAUCCCUCUCCCGCUUUCAGUUAGUCAAUGGACUGCUAAUGGACAAGUGCAAAUGCCUUUCUGGGGAAAUUCUUUUUGUCUGUCCAGUUUCAUCAGUACGUCGGUCUUAUUUGUUUUUUUUUAAUUUCCUUUUACAACUCCGCUCUCCCCGUCAAACCUUUAGAAAUGUACAAACAGACAAUCAUGCAUGUUCUGUGACCGAUUCCAGUCUUUCUCUUACUCGUGUUGAGUAUGAAAAAAGAGUGCAAUGUUCCGCUACAAACUGUCCUGUUUUCUGUUAAUUAAAUAAGCAUGCAGGUAUUUUAAAUGAACUGCAUAUCUUCUCUGUAACCCUUCAGGUCAGUAACAAUUAUACAUUUUGUCAAUAUGCUCUAUUAAGGUUUCAUGUUAUGGGUCACGUGUUCAACAGUACGCUACUGUUAAACUUAAAAUAAUAUUUAGUAUAAUUUAAAACUAUUAUCUAAAGUCUGUACAGAAGAUUCUUUAUCUAACUAGCAAAACUGGAAACUAUUUUCUGCAGUUAUCUAACAAAUAAAUGGUUUGUUUUCCUUCUUAGCCUGUAAAGGUGGCAUAUGGGCUCUGUGGGUGACUUGUGCUCUGGCUCUCCUGAACAAGUCUGAUUACAUGAUGUGAUUUUGUUAGUUUUUUUCUUUUUUUUUGUAGAGGAAAUAGUGUUUGAUAUGCAGCCUUUUUGAGUGAUAUGCUAUGGUGUAUUGCAAAUGUAUUCUUAUGGUCAGUGGAUUCUGUAUGAUGGAACGAUUUUUGCUGUGUCUUUUAACAUUAGCAUUACUGGAAGUCUCAGACACUGAGACGCUGUCUUAAUAUUGAAUAUAAUCGUGGAGGUAUACUCGGAUAAAAUAACAGCAUUCGAUGGAUAGAUGAAGCGCUUUUAAGGGUAGUCGAAUAGGACAAACUAUUUUGUACUCUUGUCAAGUUUAACAAUAUGGAAGAGGGUUUAUUUGUCCUUUUACCAUUUAAUGUUUAUGAUGUAAAUUUAAUUUUGCCAAUUUCAUAAAUUGUUUUGAAAUAAAACUUAUGUAACCACA